Magnusiomyces paraingens is the source of this 348-nucleotide messenger RNA. RefSeq lists its product as uncharacterized. The record is from RefSeq and is a predicted model, not a curated record. The coding region runs from base 1 to 348 and encodes 115 amino acids. Lineage: Eukaryota; Fungi; Ascomycota; Dipodascomycetes; Dipodascales; Dipodascaceae. The transcript has 4 exons.
AUGUUAAAAGUUGAGCUAUGCUCAUCAUUCAAGUUUUAUACCUGCUUUGUCAUUUUCAUUCUUGGUUCUACUGGUAUGCUGUCAGCGAUGGGUAUAUUCGUGGCUCUACUGGUAUGCUGGCAGCAAUGGGAAUAUUCGCGGCUCUACUGGUAUGCUGUCAGUUUUGGAAAAUAUUGGGGCUCUACUGGUAUGCUGUCAGUUUUGGAAAAUAUCGGGGCUCUACUGGUAUGCUGUCAGUUUUGGAAAAUAUCGGGGCUCUACUGGUAUGCUGUCAGUUUUGGAAAAUAUCGGGGCUCUACUGGUAUGCUGUCAGUUUUGGAAAAUAUCGGGGCUCUACUGAAGUACUGA